This is a messenger RNA of Anoplophora glabripennis (Asian longhorned beetle), 2786 nucleotides long. RefSeq lists its product as uncharacterized. NCBI's taxonomy places the organism in Eukaryota, Metazoa, Arthropoda, Insecta, Coleoptera, Cerambycidae. The transcript has 16 exons. The record is from RefSeq and is a predicted model, not a curated record. Gene Ontology annotation, biological process: lipid metabolic process. Bases 41 to 2704 code for a protein of 887 amino acids.
GUAAAAAGGACAAUUUUAUAAAACUAACAACUGUCUACCUAUGAACAUGUACCAUAAGUUGAUAUUUUUAAUGAUACUGCAACUGUUAGUGAAUUUAUCUGCGACAUUACAUUUUGUUGUACACCCAGACCGAGAUCUCUCAGCGACAGCAAUUAUUACUAAACACGGAUAUCCACUAGAAUUGCACGAAUUGGUGACAGACGAUGGGUACAUUCUCGCAAUGCAUCGAAUUCCAAGAGGUAGGAAUAAUACGUCCAACGGGUCGAAUAAUAAAUAUCCUGUUUUGUUGGUUCAUGGAACGUGUGGAUGUAUCGAAAAUUUCAUUGUACUCGGUCCAGAAAAAUCUAUUGGGUUCUAUUUGGCUGAUAGAGGAUUCGACAUCUGGUUGCUGAGUACGAGAGGAAGUAGAUAUUCUAGGAAGCACAGAACGUUAAACCCUGACACCGACAAGAGGUUUUGGAAUUUUGGGUGGCACGAAGUUGCAGUUUCAGAUACUCCCACAGCUGUAGACUACAUUUUGAAAACGACUAAUACCAAUAAAUUAUUCUAUAUAGGGCAUUCUCAGGGCUCAACAUCCUAUUUUGCGUUUGCAUCUGAGCGACCAGAGUACAAUAGUAAAAUUUAUGUUGCUGUUACCAUGGCGCCCUCUUGUCUUUUGGGCGAUGUCCGAAACGUUGCUAAGAUAUUGGGUAAACACACUUCUCUAAUACAGGAAUUGACAAAUUUUUUUAAUAUAUAUGAACUUUUCCCAAAUGGAUAUACUGAGUGGAUUAAUGAUGUUGCUAAAACAUUAUGUUCCGAAAUGACGUUCUUUAUAGAUAUUUGUUAUGCUGUACUAUACUUUGGACUAAUCGAAGGAGAUAUGGCGCAGACAUCACCUCAGCUUCUCUUCAACACCUCACCUGCACACUGUUCAAUAAAACAGCUUCUACAUUACUUCCAAUUAAUAUAUACAGGAUUAUUCAGGAAAUAUGAUUAUGGCGCUCAAGGAAACUUACAAAUGUAUGGAACAGAAUUUCCUCCUCUAUACAGUUUUUCAAACAUGACAGCCCCUAUAGCUCUCUUUUAUGCUCUGGCAGAUAACAUUUGUCCAAAAGAGGGAGUACGACAAUUGGCCAAGUCAUUGCCUAACGCGGUGUUGUAUCCGGUAACAUCUGGGAAAUUUGGACACAUAGAUUUCAUCCUCGGAAAAAGGGCUCCAAGACUUGUAUACGAACGUGUAUAUCAAUUAUUUAUGAGAUAUUUGUUUUAUGAACAAACUGAAGAAGCAACUGACAAAUAUCAACAUGGAAUCUUCCGAGAAGAAUGUCCUGGUGUCAGCAAAUCAGCAAUCGUUAUGCUAAGGUUCAGAUUCCCAGGCGCCAAAGAACAUCCAAUUUUCCGCAGUUUCAACAAUAACAUCUGUAACUGGAAGUCACUCGUGAACUGUAACAGGAUACCAAGACGGGUGCAAGGACAGACCACAAGCGAAACCAUGGCUUCACCAGUUGAUUUUCUAGUAUACAUCGCACUUGUAUUGGUUUUGAAUUUUGGACUUAUUAGUGGAAUACAAGUGGUGCAAACGACGACUACCAUAUCUACAUUUUCGAUUACACAACACGUGACAAGCUUCGGAUACCGUAUCGAAAGAUAUGAAAACAUACGAACUGAAGACGGUUACUUAUUGGAAAUGUUCAGAAUUCCAUACGGAAGAAGGGACAUAGAACCCUUAACUCCAAGACCGGCUGUAUUCUUGAUGCACGGCCUACUAACUUCUGCAGAAAGUUGGGUAUUAACUGGACCUGAAAGAGGAUUAGCCUUUUUACUGGCAGAUAGAGGUUACGACGUCUGGUUGGGCAACGCGAGAGGAUCCGUGCACUGCAGAAAACAUAUUUCACUCAACGUUAAGCAACAGGAAUUUUGGCAGUUUAGCUGGCACGAAAUCGGAAUAUUUGACUUACCUGCCCAAAUAGACUUUAUAAUGGAGAAAACUACUGUGACUCAAAUAUCUUACAUAGGGCACUCCCAAGGCACCACUGCUUUCUUCGUCAUGGCUUCAGAAAGACCUUCCUAUAACGCCUACAUCAAUUUGAUGACAGCCAUGGCACCUGUGGCUUUCAUGUCUCACAUUCCCCAUACAGCAGUACAGGUUAUGUCUGUAUUCACACGCGGCAUGACUGUCUCUUCCAAUCUGCUUGGAGGUGGCGAAUUAAUUCCCAACACUCACCUUCUUAAUUUGGCUGGGGCUGCUGUAUGUAAAGAGCACGUAGUACUUCCAGAAAUAUGUGCCAAUAUACUAUUUUUGACUACAGGAUAUGAUUCACGACAACUGGACAGGUCUCUGAUACCUUUAAUAGCGCAGACUACCCCAGCUGGAGCAUCUACGAAACAACUACUUCAUUACUGCCAAGAGAUUCGAUCAGGCCUAUUCAGACAUUAUGAUUAUGGUGUAAUUUAUAACUUGGCACUCUAUGGAUCUCCUGUGCCUCCAAUCUAUAAUUUGUCUAGGAUCACAGCUCCAGUAGCCCUAUACUAUGCCAAAAACGACUGGCUGGUUUCAGUCGAGGACGUGACGAUAUUGAAGAAGGAAUUACCUAAUGUAGCGUCGGACUUUUUAGUUCCAUAUGAAUACUUCAAUCAUCUAGAUUUCCUCUUUGCCAAGAAUGUCGUGAGCAUGUUGUACGUAAAAGUUUUUGAAGUAAUGGAAACAAUUAUAACGUUUUGAUUCGAACCGAAACGAAACCAUAGGUUUAAACUUGUGACUGUUCUAUCCCACGAUGUACUAAAAUAAAAAUAAAUAAUUUGGA